AUGCAGCCGUAUCAAGUCAAGUCUCAGAUGCAGAAAAAUGACGGUGGAGUCAUGUUCUGGAAUUGCAUAACAGCGGAGGGGCCUGGUUAUGGUAUUACCAUUAUUGAAGGCUCAAUAAACUCGGGCUUGUAUGUCGACAUUUUGAAGACACCAUUGGACGACACUCUUGAGCACUUUCGGAAGACAUUAUCUGAUGUGCGAUUUCAACAAGACAAAGCAACACCGCAUACCUCGGACAUUACUAAGCAAUGGUUCACCGACAAUGGGUUCAACCUAGACGAAAAUAUGAAUUGUCCACCCCAAAGUCCCGAUCUUAGCCCCAUUGAAGAUGUAUGGCAUCUCCUAAAGCUUCGUCUUAAUAAGUGCUCCACUAGACUCUCUACAAAAGAAGAACUAGAGCGGCGUAUUAACUUAGAAUGGUACAAAAUAACAGAAAACGAGUGCCAAAAAUAUAUUGAUAGUAUGCCUGCCCAAAUCAAGGCUGUCAUCAAGAGCAAAAGUGGUUCAACUCACUAUUAA
Molecule: messenger RNA, 519 nt
Organism: Mucor velutinosus
Lineage: Eukaryota; Fungi; Mucoromycota; Mucoromycetes; Mucorales; Mucoraceae
Product: Methylenetetrahydrofolate dehydrogenase [NAD(+)]
Exons: 1
Coding region: 1-519 (172 amino acids)
Molecular function (GO): nucleic acid binding
Source: RefSeq, a predicted model, not a curated record